AUGUCGAGCCACAGACGAGAUGUUUAUUCGUAUUGGGUCGGAAUCAUUUGUGCCUUGCCCGAAGAGCUGACGGCAAUGACUGCGAUGCUGGACGAAACAUACACAGAGACCGACGACAUCGUACAACAGGACGGCAACGCUUAUACUCUAGGGGCUAUCGGCAAACAUAAUGUGGUCAUCACUUGUCUCGCCUCGGGCACAUAUGGAACGGUGGAGGCAGCACGGACUGUCGAUAAAAUGAUGAGCAGCUUCCCCAACACGGAAUAUGGCGUGGUCUUGAUGGUCGGCAUAUGCGGAGGAGUCUGGAGCGAAGCUGUGGAUGUCCGACUGGGUGACGUGGUCGUCAGUCAGCCUACUGGAAGACACGGCGGCGUUGUGCAAUACGACUUUGGCAAGAUUGACAAGGACGGCCAGUUCCUCCCUACAGGUGCUCUGUCAAAGCCACCGCGACAAGUUCUGACGACCUUGAGCAAGCUCAGAGCCGAUACAGCUCUUCACGGAUCUGGUCUGCCCAGGCAUGUCUCUAAGAUGUUCUCGGAACACUCUCACCUUCUGACAGAAUUCGGUCGCCCGGGGACGGAGGAAGACCGUCUGUUCCAAUGGCAUUAUCGACAUCAGUCUGGCUCUACGUGCGCCAAGUGCGAUCUCUCUCUGGUCCAGAAAAGGCCUAUUCGCCCCGACCCUGAUGCAGUUCAAGUGUGGUAUGGGAACAUUGCCUCCGCUAACAAGGUGAUGAAGCAUGCCGCUGAUAGAGACCGUAUUGCCCAACGCGAAGGCGUGAUUGCAUUCGAGAUGGAAGCCGCUGGCCUGAUGGAUACUGCGUGCGCCCUAGUGAUACGUGGUGUUUGCGAUUACGCCGAUUCCCAUAAGAACGAUCGAUGGCACAACUUCGCCGCUGUGGCUGCGGCUGCGUACGCAAAGGAGCUUCUUUUGGCGUACAGGUCGAGGAAGAUGCCAGGCGAGAAGCGAAUUCGCGAACCAGUGGUUAUCCAAGACGCAGGCGCGGGUGCAGGCUAA
This is a messenger RNA of Zasmidium cellare ATCC 36951, 1017 nucleotides long. RefSeq lists its product as uncharacterized. The transcript is spliced from 3 exons. The coding region runs from base 1 to 1017 and encodes 338 amino acids. Gene Ontology annotation, molecular function: catalytic activity. Gene Ontology annotation, biological process: nucleoside metabolic process. The record is from RefSeq and is a predicted model, not a curated record. NCBI's taxonomy places the organism in Eukaryota, Fungi, Ascomycota, Dothideomycetes, Mycosphaerellales, Mycosphaerellaceae.